Messenger RNA from Helianthus annuus (common sunflower), 1311 nucleotides. RefSeq lists its product as uncharacterized. Bases 1 to 1311 code for a protein of 436 amino acids. Gene Ontology annotation, molecular function: zinc ion binding; nucleic acid binding. The record is from RefSeq and is a predicted model, not a curated record. The transcript has a single exon. Lineage: Eukaryota; Viridiplantae; Streptophyta; Magnoliopsida; Asterales; Asteraceae.
AUGAGACGGUUGUUAAAAAAUAAAUUUUUGCCCGUUAAUCACAAGGAGGAUUCCUUUUUAGAGUACCAUAAUCUAAAACAUGGUUCUUUAACGGUUGAGGAAUUUAUAACGUUGUUUGAACAACAACAAUUGAGAUGUGGUAUUGAUGAGGAAGACGAGCAGAUAAUUGCAAGGUUCUUGGGGGCUCUUAGAACCGAUGUAUCUGAUGUUGUCAGCUUACAACAAUAUUGGUCGUUUUCGGAUGUUUGUCUAUUAGCACAUCGGGUUGAAAAACAAUUGGCAUUAAAAGGCAAGUUCACCACCCGAGUAUCCACCCCAAGGCCCAUCACAGCCCCUUCCAAUUCUAUUAAAACCGAGCCCAGCAAGUUACCGGCCCAACCCCUACCCGUCAUACCUUCUUCGGCCCAAAACCAAGCCCAACUUUGUUACAAGUGCCACAGGUUGGGCCACUUAAAACGGGAAUGCCCCAAUAAACAAGUUGUUGCCCUUAUUGACGAACCCAAGCCCGUUUACGAUACCGACACCGAUGACAAACCCGAACCCGAAUCCCACCUUGUCUUACCCGAUACCGGUGAGCUUUUGGUCAUCCAACGGGUCUUACAUACCACCGUCUCUGACCCCUCGGACGACACUUUGUGGCUCCGAAACACCAUUUUUCGAACAAAGUGCACAGCUAAAGGUAAAGUGUGUACUGUUAUUAUAGAUGGCGGUAGUUGCGAAAACAUUGUCUCCUCUACCAUGGUCGAAAAAUUGAGCUUACCUUUACACGAUCACCCGGAACCCUACCCGCUCACUUGGUUAAAAAAAGGUAACAUUUUGAAAGUCACACACCGUUGCCUAGUUCAGUUUUCGAUCGGUGACAAGUACGCCGAUGAGGUUUGGUGCGAAGUCCUUCCAAUGGACGCUUGUCACCUUUUAUUAGGACGACCAUGGCAAUACGAUCGAAGGGCCAAGCAUGACGGUUUUCGGAAUACUUAUUCGUUUAAAAAAGAUGGCGUGAAUAUUACACUAGCUCCUUGUGACCCUCGGACAGAUCCCGGCUCCUCCACUCUAGUGCCGAAGUCAGUUUUUGCCACGCUGCUUAAAACAGAACCACCCCAAGUUAUUUUCGGUCUCUUUCUCACCGAACCAAAUGUCGACAUCAACACCGUUCCAAAACCGGUCCAGCCACUGUUAACCGAGUACGCGGAUGUUUUCCCGGAAGAAAUACCGUCCGGUCUUCCGUUGAUGCGAGACAUUCAACAUGCCAUCGAUUUUAUUCUCGGAGCUAGUAUUCCCAACAAACCACCCUACCGUAUGAACCCCACAUAA